This is a messenger RNA of Dromaius novaehollandiae (emu), 1273 nucleotides long. RefSeq names its product coiled-coil domain containing 97 (gene CCDC97). The coding region runs from base 39 to 1259 and encodes 406 amino acids. NCBI's taxonomy places the organism in Eukaryota, Metazoa, Chordata, Aves, Casuariiformes, Dromaiidae. The transcript is spliced from 6 exons. The record is from RefSeq and is a predicted model, not a curated record.
GGGCGGGGCCUGGGCAGGGGGCGGGGCCUCGGCGCGGCAUGGCGGCGGCGGUCGUCCGACUUCACCCCGUCCCCGGCGCUGACGGUCUCCCCUCGUCCCCAGGUGCCGACGGCGAGGAGCCCCGGGGCCCCACGGCGACGGAGCAGGGCCCCACGGCGGAGCGGAGCCCCACGGCGACGGAGCAGGACUCAAAGGACGCCAUGGUGGAGCAGGACCCCAAGAUGAUGGAGCAGGAGCCCAAGAUGAUGGAGCAGGAGCCCAAGGUGAUGAAGCAGGACCCCACGGCGAUGGAGCAGGACCCCACGGCGGAGCCGGACCCCGCGGCGAUGGAGCCGGACCCGGCGGCGGUGGAGGCCAUGCUGGCGGCGGUGGCGGGCAGCCGGCUGCGGGUGCGGAGCCAGCAGCAGGGCGAGCCGGAGCUGACGGCGGCCGAGCGGCGGCGGGAGCUGCGGGAGCUCUUCCUCCGCAAGCCCCUGGUCUUCCUCGAGCGCUUCCACGGGGCGCUGGGCGCCGAGCACCUGGGCUGCUUCGCCCACCUGGGCGCCCGCUACGAGGUGGCCUUCUACUGCGAGGAGGUGCGGCGGGCCGCCCGCGACGCCCACCGCCGCCGCCGCCGCGACACCCGCCGCCGCAACCGCCGCUACGCCGCCCUCCGGCAGCUCAUCCAAGGCGGCGAGUACUUCAGCGAGGAGGAGAUGCGGGCGCGGGAGCCGCUGCUCUACGAGCAGUACAUCGGGCAGUACCGCGACGCCGAGGGGGCCCCGGCGCCCGGCCCCACGGCAACGCCCGGCCCCACGGCCGCCCCCGGCCCCACGGCGGCCCCCGGCCCCACGGCGGAGCCCGCCCUGGGGCCGCUGGCCCAGCUGCUGCUGCGCUCGGUGGAGGAGGCGGCGGUGCAGCGGCGUCUGCGCGGGCAGCGGCAGCGCGAGGACGCCUGCGCCGAGGAGGAGGAGGAGAGCGAAGAGGAGGCGGCGGGGGCGGCCCCGGACGCCUGGGUCCCCGACGUGGCGGAGCGCGCCAUGCUGCGCGCCGAGUUCACCAGCCGCAUGCACCAGCGCUUCCUCGACGGCGAGGACGGCGACUUCGACUACAGCCAGGUGGACGACAACCCCGAGCUGGACAACCUGGACAUCGUCUCGCGCGACGCCGAGGAGCGGUACUUCGACGGCGAGGAGCCCGGCGCCGCGCCCGAGCCCGAGCCCGAGCCCGAGGAGGGGACGCCUGGGCCCCUCGCGGCACCGCGGCGCUGCGCCCAAUAAAGGUGACGCCGAGA